Podarcis muralis (Common wall lizard) is the source of this 2721-nucleotide messenger RNA. RefSeq names its product LIM zinc finger domain containing 1 (gene LIMS1). Gene Ontology annotation, cellular component: cytoplasm; focal adhesion; cell-cell junction. The record is from RefSeq and is a predicted model, not a curated record. Gene Ontology annotation, biological process: cell-cell adhesion; positive regulation of substrate adhesion-dependent cell spreading; cell-cell junction organization. NCBI's taxonomy places the organism in Eukaryota, Metazoa, Chordata, Lepidosauria, Squamata, Lacertidae.
GUGGGUAGAGCAAAAAUGACUGCGUUACAGCUGAAAGAAUUAUCGCAUUCAGGUCUGUACAGGAGGCGACGGGACCGUCCAGAUAGCCUAGGUCUUCAAGGGUUACCUGAGCAGAAGCUGAGCAACAUGGCCAACGCUCUGGCCAAUGCCAUGUGUGAGCGCUGCCGGGGAGGUUUUGCACCUGCGGAGAAGAUUGUGAACAGCAAUGGCGAGCUGUAUCACGAACAGUGUUUCGUGUGUGCCCAGUGCUUCCAGCAGUUCCCCGAAGGGCUUUUUUAUGAGUUUGAAGGAAGGAAAUAUUGCGAACAUGACUUUCAGAUGCUUUUUGCUCCUUGCUGCCAUCAGUGUGGGGAGUUCAUUAUUGGUCGUGUUAUUAAAGCUAUGAACAACAGCUGGCACCCAGAAUGUUUCUGCUGUGAUAUCUGCCAACAGGUAUUGGCAGACAUUGGGUUUGUGAAGAAUGCUGGCAGACACCUUUGCCGUCCUUGCCACAAUCGGGAGAAAGCCAGGGGCAUGGGCAAAUACAUUUGCCAGAAGUGCCAUGCUAUCAUCGAAGAACAACCCCUCAUCUUCAAGAAUGACCCUUACCACCCCGAUCACUUCAACUGUGCCAAUUGCGGAAAGGAACUUACUGCUGAUGCCCGAGAACUGAAGGGGGAGCUGUACUGCUUGCCUUGCCAUGACAAAAUGGGUGUCCCCAUCUGUGGAGCAUGCAGGAGGCCAAUUGAAGGACGAGUGGUGAAUGCUAUGGGCAAACAGUGGCAUGUGGAGCAUUUUGUUUGUGCGAAGUGUGAGAAGCCAUUCCUAGGCCACCGUCACUAUGAGAGGAAGGGGCUGGCGUACUGUGAGACCCAUUACAACCAGCUCUUUGGUGAUGUUUGCUUCCACUGUAAUCGUGUGAUUGAAGGAGAUGUUGUGUCGGCAUUGAACAAGGCAUGGUGCGUGAACUGCUUCGCGUGCUCUACUUGCAACACUAAGUUAACACUCAAAAACAAGUUUGUGGAAUUUGAUAUGAAGCCUGUCUGCAAGAAGUGCUAUGAGAAGUUCCCACUGGAGCUCAAGAAGCGACUGAAGAAAUUGGCUGAGACGUUGGGAAGAAAGUGAGGUCCUCCUCUCCAGAUCUCAUCUUGCUGUGCAAAGUUUAGGAAGUGCUAUUACAGACUUAUUUUUGUUGAGUCUAUGAAACCCAAGUGCAAAAAAGGAGAGUAUUCCUCUGCAUGACUAGCUUCAUAUUAAAAUGUUUGCCUCACUACCUUGACAGUAUACCUCUAAAAACUCUUGACAUGUUAUGUAACCUCAUAUCCAACCAUUUAAAUUCUGAAUUUUACACGUAUAUAAAUUUGUAGAUAUAUACAUUGUAUAUUUGCUUAGUAAGGGGCAACUGAAAAAGGUCCCAGUCGGUGCUGAAUAGCCUAAUUUAACAUAUCUAGCAGAUCGCCUCACCAAAUAGACCAAACCUCAUUUUACACUAAACUCUGGCAUAGUUUGUUUUGCCAUGCAAGCGAAGCACAUGGUUCAAGCAAAUACCCUGAGGCUGCAAUUCUAUACAGACUUACCCAGGAGUAUGUACCAUUGAAUUAUGUGGGACUUCUGAGUAGACAUAUGUAGGAUUGCACAGCUAAACCCCAACAAGAGUGUUUGGCUGGCUUGUGGCAGUAGAAUUGAAUUGCUUCAGACACAUAGACAUUCUAUGUAGACAUUCUACAUAGACAUUCUACCAAUGUUCUUGUGGCAUAAGUGAGGGAUUAGAGGAUUCUAGCUGAUGAAGUACCUUUUCCUUUGCUGUGAGCCCUGAUAUACAUUAAAAAUUAUGAGUCUAAUGCACACACUUCAUGUUUUUGAGGCAAGGAGUUAUUGUUGCUUGAAGUCUGUUUGCGAACUAAUGAGAAAUGACAUUCACAUUUGCUGUUGCCCUGAGGAAAGCUUUAAAAAACAAAACGAACUAGCGUUCUCAGCCUUAGAAGUCCAUAUUCUGCCAGGAAGCCUUCUUGAUCAUGCCUGCUAACUUACCAGAAAGAACUCUAAAUAUCCAAGACUGCAGUCUUAGAUCCACUCAUCUGGAAGUAAGCCCUAGUGAACUGAGUGGGUCUUACUUUUGAGUAGACGCAUCUAGAAUUGCAUUGUAAAUUACAGAGAUUCCAUUCUUCACAGCUCCUUGGAUGUGAACCAUAACGAAGCCUAUACAACAAAUGCUUUGUUCGGAGAUUAAUAGCGUUUGUAAUUAAUUGGUGUGAGCAGAGUCUUGGCUGUAGUUCUCAAAGAACUACAGAAAGACAACUCUGGAAUGCAUCAUUUGAAGACUGUAGCUCAGAGCUGGAAACGGCAGCAUAAUAGUUCUAUAUCGCAAGAAAUAUGUCUACUUGAAUUUUGUGGAAUCCUUCUAUGUAACAGAAAUAUUCCUCUGUGCUUUUGUAUUUCAUUUCCUUGUUGUGCCUUAUUCUGCCAUACUUAAGCAAUAUUAGUCAAAAUAUGUACCCUUUGUAUACUGUUAUUUUGUAUUUUUAUGCAGAAAAUAUAUGCCCAGUAUUUGAAAAGGUUAAGCAUUUUUAAGAUUUGGUUUUUUUCUAAUGAUGGAAGAUGCUUGAGUUUUUCAAAAACACAUUUUCCGACUCAGCUUAGUUAUUUUAAAAGAGUAUCUGAAAUAGAAAUCUGAAAGCAUCCCGGUUCCAACUGAAUGCCUGUUGUGCCACUAGGUCAAUAAAAUACACUAACUACUUGCAA